This is a messenger RNA of Ipomoea triloba (trilobed morning glory), 1915 nucleotides long. Its product is annotated as calmodulin-binding protein 60 A-like. The coding region runs from base 96 to 1625 and encodes 509 amino acids. Gene Ontology annotation, molecular function: calmodulin binding; sequence-specific DNA binding; DNA-binding transcription factor activity. The record is from RefSeq and is a predicted model, not a curated record. Gene Ontology annotation, cellular component: nucleus. The transcript is spliced from 8 exons. Gene Ontology annotation, biological process: regulation of salicylic acid biosynthetic process. Lineage: Eukaryota; Viridiplantae; Streptophyta; Magnoliopsida; Solanales; Convolvulaceae.
CAAAAAACGUUUCCAUAAAAUCACAACAGUUAGUUGUAUCGUUGUUUGAAUCCCAAAUCAAGCUUUAAUCAUUCCUAUCAAUCAAUACCACCAAAAUGUCUAAUAAUAAUCUUGAAGCAUUUUUGCAGAGCAUUAUUGUAGCUAGUUCAGAUGCUGAGCUGGUACCCAAUACUGUACUACUGCCACACAGAUUGAAGGAUCUGCUAAGGGCAGUAGUCAUUGAGACAUUUGACCAAGAAUUGAAGCCUGUGAUUAAGGAUUUGUUUCGUACUGUUGUACAAGAGGUACUUGAAAGCAAGCUGUCAGUUGUUCAGAGGAACCUGGAGGAUGAGAUACGGGCCACUUCAAACCCGAGAACCUUGAAGCUCAAGUUUAUAGAAAAGGCGGUUGUUUCUCCCAUUUAUACCGGAGUGGAAAUCAAAGGAGAAGGUGGUUGUCCUUUUCGGGUGGCUUUGUUUGACGAUAUCACUGGAAAUAUUGUGGACUCUGGACCUAAUGCCUCUCUAGAAGUGGAAAUUGUUGUGCUCAAGUUUGAGUUUGGUGCUGGUGGAAAUGAUAGUUGGACAGCUCGAGAAUUCAUUGACAGCAUUGUGAGAGAAAGGGAAACGUUAAGAAAUUCUCUCCGUACGAGAUCGAGCUCUCUUCUUACAGAACGUGUUGUUGUGAAACUAGAUAAAGGUGUUGGCGAUGUGCACAAUGUUAAAUUCAGACACACUGCAAGUCAUAUGAAGAACACUCGGUACAGGCUCGGGGCACAUGUUACUGAUGACCGUUCUCGUGGUGCUACUCGAAUUCAAGAAGCAAUCACAGAGCCCUUUGUUGUCAAGGAUAAACACAUCCUGCGUAAUGCGAAGCAUUUUACGCCGUCUCUAUCUGAUGAUGUGUGGCGGUUAGUGCACAUUGGCAGGCACACAUAUUGCCGUCUACAAGAGAAAAGAGUUCUCACAGUGGAAGAUUUUCUGAUUCUACACCUCAGAGAUCCUAUGCUUCUUGAAAGAACACUUCGUAUGAAGCCAAGUGCUUUCGAAGAAACACUGAACAAUGCUAAAAGAUGCAACAGCAAUAAGAUAUAUUACCAUACCAAUUCUCAUCGAAACAAAGGGGUGGUCUUUAACAUUUUUGGUCAAGUGCUUGGGUUAAUUCUGCAAUCACAAUAUAUACCCGCUGAUGAGCUCUCACAAGAUGAAAAGGCUAAUGCCCCCCAAUUGUUAGCAUCUGCCUAUGAACAUUGGGAGGAGGAGGUCGAGUGUUUCGAUGAGCUGACAUCACUUGAGCAAAAGUUUCCUAAGCUAUCGAGGUCCAAAAGUUUCAUCGAAAUUAUGAUUAAAGAGUUGCAUCAUGAAAAUGUAGUGUUUCACAUUAAAGAAGAUGGAGCUGGUUCUCGUGCAAAUGAUUUCGGUUCUACUACCUGUCCUUGGAACACAGAUGAACUAAUGGCGUUGUCGUUUGAAUGGCAAGCUAAUGAGGCGAGUCGAGCCAGCAAUGAACCUCGGGAUGGUAGUGUCGCUAAUGGAAAAGUGUUGAAGAAGUGGAAGAUAUUGGUGAACAUAGUGAAAUGGCUAACACAAAGAAGAGAUGAGGCCAUAGUGGAAGUUCAUGUUCAAAAGAAGCCUAGACACUCUUAAUUCAGUUCUGAUCUGUUCUUGGUUACAGCCUAACAAGAUAUUUGAAGGGACAAUAUCAGAAUUUUGACUUUAAGUUCUGAAUGGAUGAGAAGUGAAAAAUGCACAAGUCUUUGACCAUUUUCUCAGGGUUUCUGCACUUGAAACUUUCAUCUUCUACUAGUACUGAUUUCUGAAUAUUUGAUUUUUUUUCUCAUCUCAUUUCCUUUUCUUUCUUCUUGGCUCUGGUCUCAAAUUUUUUGUAAAGUUUAAUUACAAUAAUUUAAUCUAAAUUAAUGUAAUUUAUUUGUUAA